GGUUCAUGAACUUGUAUAGCGAUGGAUUUUUCUAAGAAACAUGGAGAGGCUGAAGAGACGAAUCUACCUUGGCUUACACAACCUACUGGUAUGCACGGAAUUGCGCUAUGGGCUUCUUCUCUUCGAGGAACCGCUUACUGCAUCAUCGCAUACCACAGGAAGUGGCUACGGGAAUUUGGAUGAGUCUUGUCGUCACAGCAUGUGUCUUAACUUGGCCAUGCAUUAACGCCGACAGAAAUUGGCCUGCCGGAUAUCUUAUACUCCAGAUGUUGAGGUGGUGGACCUGAGCAGACGUAUCAAAGACCAAUGUGGGUGCAGUCGCGGGUUAGUAGGUCCCUUCCUACAGCGCGGAAACAUAGUGCCAACAUCGAGGAGGGGAGCCAGACCAUAUUAUUGUUCUAUGUGCUGAAGGUUGCCAUCAGAUAUCUGCGAUCGGCCGGGACCAGAUUAUGAUAGGAGGUGGUCAAGUGACAAGAUAUGACGAGGGCACGGCAAGAUGGUGUGUAUAUUUGCUUUGUCCGUAGCGGUUAGGUUCAGAUGAUUCAUGAAUCGAGGUGGUCCGAUGAUGAUCAGAUUUGCCAGAGGAAGAAGAAUUGAACCUGCAAGACCAAGGAACACCAUGAGAUGAAAGCGCAUGAAUGCAUUGACAACAUCUGAAGGACUGGAAUGCUC
Messenger RNA from Aureobasidium pullulans EXF-150, 672 nucleotides. RefSeq lists its product as uncharacterized. The record is from RefSeq and is a predicted model, not a curated record. NCBI's taxonomy places the organism in Eukaryota, Fungi, Ascomycota, Dothideomycetes, Dothideales, Saccotheciaceae. The transcript has a single exon. The coding region runs from base 22 to 183 and encodes 53 amino acids.